AUGAUACAGGUUAUGGAGACAGAUAGAGGGAUGAAUUCAACAAUCAGUGCAACAAAUUUCUCGGGUGGACGAUUCCAGUUACGUUUCCAACAAGAUGGAAAUCUUGUUCUUAACACUCGAGAUAUACUUUCAGGUAAUGCUUAUGAUGUUUAUGAUUCCAGUGGCACAUCUGAUGCUGCCAAUUCCACAAAUUCCGGUGAGAAAGUGAUUUAUGAUGCAAUGGGAUGCAUUUAUAUAUUGAAAAGAAAUGGCGAAAGAUUUGGUCUUACACAAAGAGACACAGUUCCUUCUGGAGAUUAUUAUUAUUAUAGAGCUACUCUAGAUUAUGAUGGGGUUUUUCGUCAAUACUACCACCCUAAGAAUGCAACUGGCAAUACAAGCUGGGAAGUAAUAUCGUUUAUGCCAGAAAACAUAUGUAAUAUCCGUAUGAGGACGGAUAGCGGAGCUUGUGGGUAUAACAAUGUUUGCAGCCUUGAUGGUAACCGCCGAAAAUGUGAAUGCCCACAGGGGUUCUCAUUGCUUGAUCCAAAUAAUCCCAGUGGUGAUUGCAAGCCUGAUUUCACUCCAACAUGUGAUCAAGUUGAGUCCAAUAAUGGGGAAGACCUGUUUGAUUUCAUCGAGCUUGAUAAUAUUGAUUGGCCAUUUUCAGACUAUGUGAAAAUGGCCCCGAGUGAUGAAGACACCUGCAAAAGCGCCUGCUUGGUAGACUGUUUCUGUGCUGUUGCAGUAUACUGGGACAACCAAUGUUGGAGGAAGAGGCUUCCACUCUCUAAUGGGAGGAUGACUGCAGGUGUGAAGCCGUUUGUGAAAUACCGGAUUGGUGGUCCUCCGCCUCAAAUCCCUCCUGGGCUCCCCGGAGAAAAAAAUGAUGGAAGAAGUCUGAUAGUUGUUGGAUCGGUUCUCUUAGGUACUUCUGUGUUUGUAAUCUUUGUGUUGAUUGGUGUGAUUUGUGUGGGUUUCUUUGUAAUCUACAAGAAGAAACCGAGAAACACAUAUUCAAAUAGUAAUGAUGUUGAAACCAAUCUGCCUCGGUUUACAUUUCAAGAACUAGUUGAAGCUACGGAAGGAUUCAAAUAUGAAUUGGGGAAAGGGGCUUUUGGGACAGUCUACAAAGGUGUGAUAGGAAAAAGGACAGUGGCUAUGAAGAAGUUAAAUACGGUUGUUCAAGAUGGUGAAAAGGAAUUCAAAGCCGAGGUUGAUGCUAUUGCAAGGACUCAUCAAAAAAAUUUGGUGCAGCUUCUUGGGUACUGUGAUAAUGGUGAGCAGCGGGUAUUGGUUUAUGAGUUUAUGAGCAAUGGCACUUUAGCGGAGUAUCUUUUUGCAGAAACGAAGCCUACAUGGAGACAGAGGAUUUAUAUUGCUGUUGGGAUUGCUAAGGGACUCGCAUACCUUCAUGAAGAGUGUAGCACCCAGAUCAUUCACUGUGACAUAAAGCCUCAGAAUAUACUUCUUGAUGAUUACUUGAAUGCUAAGAUUUCUGACUUUGGAUUGGCAAAGCUUUUGAUGAUGAAUCAAAGUCAUACAAACACUGGAAUAAGAGGAACAAAAGGUUAUGUUGCUCCUGAAUGGUUUAGGCAGAUGCCUGUCACAGUAAAAGUUGAUGUGUAUAGCUUUGGUGUGUUGCUGCUAGAGAUCAUUUCAUGCCGAAAGAGCUUGGUUUACGAGAGUGGUGAGAAAGGGGUGGCAGUUUUAACUGAUCUUGCAUGGGAUUACUAUCAAGAAGGUCGAUUGGAUACAUUUGUUGAGAACGAUCUGGAGGCAUUGGAUGACUACAAGAAACUUGCAACUUUUGUCAUGGUUGGCCUGUGGUGUGUACAAGAGAACUCAUCCAUGAGGCCAACCAUGAGGAAGGUCAUCCAGAUGCUUGAAGGAGGAAUUGAGGUGGCAGAACCUCCAUGUCCAUGUUCCUUCUCUGUUACCGGUUACUAG
Molecule: messenger RNA, 1929 nt
Organism: Lactuca saligna
Lineage: Eukaryota; Viridiplantae; Streptophyta; Magnoliopsida; Asterales; Asteraceae
Source: the annotation of a GenBank genome assembly